Messenger RNA from Amoebophrya sp. A120, 3365 nucleotides. The record is from the annotation of a GenBank genome assembly. NCBI's taxonomy places the organism in Eukaryota, Dinophyceae, Syndiniales, Amoebophryaceae.
AUGAAGAUUGUAUGCUUGAAAAGGAUGGCGCAACGGGCCAACUAUUACCAGCAACAAGUGGUCUCUAGCCUAUUUGGUGGUCGUGCAGCAAAGUCGAUUUCGAGAAUAUCUGCUGUACGGAGACCUGCUGCCGCUCUGGUAAGAAGUCAUCCUAGUGGAAGCGCAAGUGCGUCGCACCGUCGUUUUUUUCGAGUGACCAGAGCCGCUCGCUUCACGGCCAGCGAGCACAAUGAGUCACGAUCCGCCACGGCAGAGGAUGGUGAUAACGUGCUGAUAAGCAGAGCGCGACUGGACGAGCUUUUGGAAGCGGAAAUCUUAAAAUUUGCUGCAGAAGACGUGAUAUGUUGCGCACAUGAAGUGUCGUCACAUCAACAUCCACACACACAACACUCAACACAUGUCGACAGUAAUAUGAAAUAGAGGCCUCAUUUUCGUAAUGCCCGCCCAAUACCAAGUUUUCUUUGCGAGGUUCCACCACGUCAUUGAUUGUAAAGUAAAUCAAUUGCCACGACGCGGUUGUAAUCAACUUUGCCAUUACUUGUAUACAUAGAUACUAGCUCUGUGCCAUGGCAUAGCUGACACCCCUGACGUUCUUCGAGAUAUACUCCUUGGAGAACGAGUUCAUCGAGGAAUUUCUGAAGCGGGAGCUUCCUACCCGGUACGCCACACGCCUCAAGCUGAUCGAGAGCCUUCCUGGUUGGCAACUGCAGAAGAACCUGAAACACGUGCGAAAGGUGUACAGCGAUUCAUUCAAGCGGUUACGCAACCUGCAAGCGGCUGACUCCGACCGCUUCUUCGAUUUCAUCGAAGGCACCAAAAAGCGACACGCGUCCAUCGUGCCACACGUGAUUUUAUGCGGUGCAAAAGUAAGAACUACCAUCCGCAUCAAGUGCUGAAGAAGGUUCCACUCAUCUCUCCCGCUCGUAGAAAACUUGCGCCACCAAAGAAAUGUAUGUUGCUUCGAAAAUUCAAAUUGACGACAAAAAAUUUUGCUGGCACGCAUUUACACUAUGACUUGUCGCGCGCAAGGCCUGCAUUACCUAUAGCAUUUGGAGGCAUUGUUUGUUACAUGAUACGUAUGAUACCAUAACCCAUGUAUAAGUACAAGUAGCUCUCUUUAGAAUCGUCUGUCGUAUUGAUUCCGAUCCUCUGGCUCGGCAUGGCAAAAUUUAUGCGUUCUUUAUUCUUUUGGUUGCGGAGCGUUGGCGGAACCACGAGCAAGGACGUCAUUUGAAAAGCGUAGAUUUAUAAUAUUAGGAAUGUAGAGUUAGAGUAUGAAGGGAUGAUGUGCAAGUCCAAGUUGCGCAUAGAUCCCAGGCGUUUCACUCUCCGCAACGUUUUUCUUCCGCACGCGAUACUUCUCGUUUCUUUGUACUUCAUAAAUAUCCGGAGUGGCCGACAUGUUUGACAAGAACGCCCUAGAUAACCGCCGCGUCGACCGUUUCAUGUCAGCUUUUUUCCAGUCCCGCAUCGGAACGGAAUCUUUGACAAACCACUUCCUGCAACUGCAAAAGUCCCAGCACGGUAUCAUUGACCCAGACUGCGACCUGCUGGCUAUUCUGAAGGAGGCCGCUGACGAGGCCGUGGAAAUGUGCCGUAUGCACUACCCCAAGCUGUAUGCAAAGCGGUCGCUUAAUAAUGCUGACGAGGGUGCUCGCGCUCGACGGCACUGUACCCCGAGAAUCGAAAUUCGCAAUCACAGCCCCGCGACGGCGUCGGAAAACGUGGCUUUCGUGCCCGAGUAUUUUCACUACAUCUCUUUCGAGAUCUACCCUAUGGAAAAUCACCACUUGUAGCCACCAUCUGUAAUCAUCAUAAAGAAAAAUAUUGCGUUGCCAUUCUUGAUGUUGGUGUUGCGUCUGCGUGACACCGAGCAAAAUUUUGUCUUAAAAAUCAAUUUAUUCACUCGAGGACUCUGACAUGGACUGCGACCAUGAUCAUAGCAUGGCACAUACUUUGUGCACGCGCGUGCACCUCAAGCACCUCAAACGUUUGAUGGCGAUCAUGGUAUUGUCACAUAGGACAACUUCUUGAAAAACUCUUUACGUGCCGUCGCGGAAAAUAACCAGAAUCAGGAGCCUAUCGGUUCUCCGGCCAACGGUGAAGAUCGUGUUGGCGCGAGACGAGCGGAGGCUAGCGAGAAUGACGCGGAGCAUGAGAUUGGGCGCGAAUCGACGAUAUACGUGGAUCUUUCGUGCUCUGCCUCCACUAUCACGCUUCGUAUCAGCGACGAAGGCGGUGGAAUUCCGCGAACGCAGUUGCGCAAAGUGUGGAGCUACCUGUACACGACAGCAAAACCCGUCACAGACUUUCACUCCUCGGGCACGGGGGCAGGAUCAUUAUCGUCUGUGAAUAGAUGCGACAUCCCCAUAACAAGGCGCACCAUAUUCCGAAUAAAUGCAUAGGAACUUGCGUUCGUAGCGAUUCCGUUAUACGCCAUGCAUGCCUGCUAGUGCAGCCUCAUCUACUCCGCUACCGCUAGCGUUUUUAUGGCCGUCUGGGUCGCGUUCGCGGCAAGCUUCGAUGACUAUGAUGGAAGCUUGUGAUGAAUCAUUUGAUACUUGAAAACAACGCAACUCGUGGUGAGUGUGAGGCUAAGGCUGACCGCAAGGAGGAGGAACGCCUUGAAAAGCUGCUUCCGCUGUGCGUGUGACGAAAAACAAACGCUCUUUGCUCAGCGUUUUGAGGCCUAUUCGGAAGCAAGGAAAAAAUAAAUUGCUUCAUUAAAACAAAAAUUUUUGCUGCAUCGUGGAACUGGAAGCAAGUGUAAAUUUGUCUGCUCAGGUAAAAGUGGGAGUCGAUCAUGCUUUUCAGAGUGAUGCGGGAGCUCGGCGUCAUCCGACGGGUUGGACUCGGCCGCUUCGAGCAGCGAGGACGGUCGUUCAUCUGGAGAAAAUGUAGUUGGCGAGUCACCCGGUACAACUAGCAUAGGCAGUGAGGAGGAAGAAAUGCUUCCGAUGGCCGGGUUUGGCUGCGGACUCCCGCUCACGCAAGCAUACCUGAAUUGGGUUGGGGGGGAUAUUCAGCUCGUGUCCCUACCGACAUUUGGUACCGACGUGUACGUGAAAAUCACCAGACCACCGGUGUAGUCGUAAGCAGUUGACAAAGAUGAACUUCUACGGAGAUGAAGAGGACAGGUUGUUUCUAUUUGAUACCAUACCUGGUCUUCAUCAAGUUCAAGAUUCUGACUCAAAGGACAAUAAACACUAUGAAUAUUUGUAACUCUGAAAGAUGGAGCGCCAAUGCAGAUACUAACGAACAGCGCGCUUUGUCGCGUCGCAGAUAAAAACCAUGGAAAAUGGAUCUUCGUUCAUCAUCGACAUCGGUUUCAUAACUCCCGAAAGGCUUCCAAUUAUGAGGCGGAG